Molecule: messenger RNA, 1866 nt
Organism: Guillardia theta CCMP2712
Lineage: Eukaryota; Cryptophyceae; Pyrenomonadales; Geminigeraceae
Gene: EXO70
Product: exocyst complex component 7
Exons: 9
Coding region: 1-1866 (621 amino acids)
Biological process (GO): exocytosis
Cellular component (GO): exocyst
Molecular function (GO): phosphatidylinositol-4,5-bisphosphate binding
Source: RefSeq, a predicted model, not a curated record
AUGAUGGCAGUAAGCCACCGAGACAUCCUGAAGCGAACAGAACAGCUGGCAAGGUCUUCUCGACUGGCCAUACACAGGUUGACACGGAGCGUUGAUGCUCUUGAGCAAGAUGUGUUGCCAGUGCAUGAGCAGACCAGAACCUUGUAUGAGUUACACCAGAACGCAGGGACGGCGAUCGAGCGACUGGAAGACAUGUGUGAUAAGCUCAAGUCAGUGAUUAAGAUAGGAGAGGUGCUGGGCAAAGCAAACAAGGAUUGGGAGAAGUUCUACUCGUAUCUGGAAGAACUCAAUGCUUGCAGGGCCUUCCUCAAGAGCAGUCCUGCGCUUUCCAGAAGUAAUGGCAUUGUUCAAGUCACAGAACAAACUUUGAAUAUGGCGGUUGAAUCUAUCGUGAGUGAAGUAAGUCGUCUAGUUGACAACGUGCCCAUCGAUGUUGGACAAGAUUUUCGUCAAAGAGAUAAAUCAGAGAAAGCAGACCAGUCACAACUUUUGCAAACUGUACGGGAGCUGAGGAAGCUUCGAAUGGCUCUGAUCAAGAUAGGACAGGAUAGAAUGCCCCAAGUGCUUCUGCGUCUGCGAAUAGAAACGUCCCUUGCCUUCUACAAGCGACUCGAAAGGCAAGAGAAAGCUAUGAAUGAUCGUGAACUCGCCAACUACUCCCAUCGUGAUCCUUCUUCUGUAAUCUCAAAGCUUCCUGAUACUCUCAUCACCUUACUCAAUUUCGAGAAGAAGAUCUUUGGACAUGUGCUUUCCAAAGAUUUGGAAUCUGAAAGCCAAACAGAGACAGAGAGCUUGGAAAAAGAUGCUGAGGUUGACUACGAGAUGGUCAAAAUCUUCGACAGCUUCUGUUGCAAACUGAUUCCAGAAUUUUGUCGAGUGAUGAAGGACAAUCUCAAAUCGAAAUCCAAGGACCUUAUGUCGCCUGACGUGUCUGCACAACAUGCAUGCAGCUGGACAAUCUCUUGCAUGGACUUGUACGAUCGGUAUGCUGAAGUCAGAUCGGAGCUCAUCAAGCUCUUUCGAUACCUUCCAAGCGAAACCACUCUAGUAGGCGACAUCGACGGACUUGUACCUGACAUCUGCAGCGCAUGCAGCGUCACCCUUGCUCAGCUGCCUGCCAUAGUGCAGAGUCACGACGUGAUGCGAUUGGAGCAGCGGGCGGCGACAGACAAGUCGAAGCAUCGGACGAAGGUGUUGGACUGCUCCGUAUCUGAGAUCACCAGGCUGCUUGGAGGGGAAAUGAAGCAGUUUGUUAUCCUCGAGGAGAAGUACAAGUCCAUCUACCCGUCCAUCAAAGAGUGUGACAAGAAGAUGCACUUGCCUAACCUGCUGAGUGAAUGGCUUGUCAACCUGUGUGAUGCCUGGGAGACAAACUUACAAGCAAAGGCGAAGUAUCUGAACGACUCCAAGGCAGCUCUGAUAUUUUCGUUGAACAAUCACUAUCACUUUAUCAAAAGGCUACAAAAGGAACCAGAGGUCAAGAAAUCACUUGCUGGAUUCCUGCUGGCACUGCAGAAAAAAAUUGACCUUGAGAGCAAAGAACUGGUCCAGGACUCGUGGCUAGGAGCUCUCUCUGCUCUGUCUGCUGUCCAUCUCCCCUCAAGCCACUUGAAGCUGGACAUGCGACUGAAAAGGAGUGAGAGGCACAGCGUGAAGGACGCGCUGACAUUGUUCAACGCGGAGGUUGAGAUGAUCCUGCACAACGAGAUGUGGUAUGUCGAAGACGAGGGCUUCCGACAGAUGCUGGCUAAGGGUGCAGCAGACUUUGUUCUGCCUUAUUAUGUAGAUUUCGUCACCAAAUUCUGUAAUUCUUCGUUCUCGACACACAAAGACAAGUACAUCAAAGCGAAAAUUGAACUUUGCUAA